Molecule: messenger RNA, 10724 nt
Organism: Sphaerodactylus townsendi
Lineage: Eukaryota; Metazoa; Chordata; Lepidosauria; Squamata; Sphaerodactylidae
Gene: SLC4A4
Product: solute carrier family 4 member 4
Biological process (GO): monoatomic anion transport; transmembrane transport; regulation of intracellular pH
Cellular component (GO): plasma membrane; basolateral plasma membrane
Molecular function (GO): monoatomic anion transmembrane transporter activity; sodium:bicarbonate symporter activity; solute:inorganic anion antiporter activity
Source: RefSeq, a predicted model, not a curated record
GCAGGGAGGGCAGGGGACAGGCGAGGCAGCAGGUCCCGGUAAAGCGCGCCCGGGGCUGGCCAGACGGCUCCGAGCGCCGGAGGAGCCACCGGCCGGGGCGCCUCGACAGACCCCCGCAGCAGCAGGAGGCGGCGGAGAAGGAGGCGGCGGCGGCGGCGGCGGCGGGGCUGUCCGAGCCGAUCCUCCCGACGGCCGCCUGACUGACCCCUCCGGCUGGCUCGCCUCGGCCGCGCUGCUCCGGCGCCCCGCGCGGAAGACUCGUCCCCCAGCAGCCGGACUUGGCCGCAGCCGCGAUGGACGAGCGACGCAAGGCGGACCCGCGGAGGAUGGAAGAUGAGGCGGUGCUGGACCGAGGGGCAUCGUUCCUAAAGCAUGUGUGCGACGACGAGGAAGUGGAAGGUCAUCAUACGGUCUACAUAGGCGUGCAUGUACCUAAGAGUUAUCGGAGGAGGAGACGCCACAGAAGACGGCCCAAGGAGAAGAAAGAAAAGGAGAAAAUAACUGAAUACUACUCAGACAAAUCCGAUGUGGAAAAUGCAGACGAGACAAGCAGUAGCAUUCUCAAGCCACUCAUCUCCCCCGCCGCCGAACGCAUCCGCUUCAUUCUGGGCGAAGAUGACGACAGCCCCGCUCCGCCGCAGCUCUUCACGGAACUGGACGAACUCCUGGCUGUCGACGGGCAGGAGAUGGAGUGGAAAGAGACAGCAAGAUGGAUAAAAUUCGAGGAAAAAGUGGAACAGGGAGGAGAGAGGUGGAGUAAACCGCACGUUGCCACGUUAUCCUUGCACAGCUUGUUUGAGUUGAGGACGUGUAUAGAGAAAGGGUCGAUCAUGUUGGACAUGGAAGCCUCAUCCCUCCCUCAGGUAGUAGAGAUGGUCGUCGACAAUCAGAUCGAGACGGGGCUGUUGAAGCAAGACAUGAAGGAUAAAGUCACCUAUACGCUGCUCAGGAAGCAUCGGCAUCAGACCAAAAAAUCCAACCUGCGCUCGCUGGCCGACAUUGGAAAGACCGUCUCCAGUGCAAGUAGGAUGUUUACCAACCCCGAUAAUGCCCGCAACCCGCUAGAGAGUUCAGUGCCCUGCCUAGCAACCCGCACACUGGACGAUGAAAUUCGGGUGCAGCGCAGCCCCAGCGUGGGAUGGCUAACAGCAGCGGCGAGCUAUCUCCAGUGCGUAGGCGACCGGUACGCGAGAGAGCCAUCGCCUCUCCUGGGCCAGCCACUCAGGCCGUUACACACUCUAGACCAUCGAUCUCCGGGACCAGGGGGCGCGCCUAAAGGGAUGGCAUCGCAGGAUGGUGUAACACAGUUUGGCCGGUCAAACCGGCGUUUUGAACGGUGUUACGGCGUGAGAGAGCGCUGCCACACUGGCUCCUGGUCGGCAUGCUGGGCUCAGCUGAAAUCGCUCCGUUCUCUGCACUUUGUUGGAAUGUCCUUGGCAGCCCCAAAGGGGGACGAAUCUUGGGGACGUUUCUGCAUCCUCGACUGCUCCUGUUUGAACUAUGGAAAGGUCAAUGAAACGUUUGCAAAAGCAAUCUUGGCCGGCCGCGCUCCUCCGUCCGUUUUCACGAAGGGCCUUAUGGAAAGAAGCGAGGAAGAAAAUUGUGACCCCACCCGCCUCACGGACUCCAGUGCUCUGGCCCGCUCAGCACGGGCCAACAACACCGGUGCAGGACACGCCUCCAUGUGGAGGCACUUCCGGAGGCUGCGGCAGCUCCGGGGCCACCCUCCCGGAAGCGUGCGAACAGCCCUGGGGCUGCACCAGGAUAAUUUAUCCUGGUGUGCAGCCGCUUCACUGGUCCGUGCGGAGUGGGCCUCAGAUUCUUCGUGCUUCCCCCUGAAGCUGUGGGUUCAUAAUGUUUCCGACAGGGAUAAACUGUCCUUCUUUCUCUUUUUGCAGCUGAAGAAUAAGUUCAUGAAGAAGUUGCCUCGGGACGCCGAGGCCUCCAACGUGCUGGUCGGAGAGGUCGACUUCUUGGAAAACCCUUUCAUUGCCUUCGUUCGGCUACAACAAGCAGUUAUGCUCGGUGCUCUAACAGAAGUUCCUGUCCCCACCCGGUUUCUCUUCAUUUUGCUGGGUCCCAAAGGCAAAGCUAAAUCGUACCAUGAGAUUGGCCGCGCCAUCGCCACUUUGAUGUCCGAUGAGGUGUUCCACGACAUUGCCUACAAAGCCAAAGACCGGCAGGACCUGAUCGCUGGAAUCGAUGAGUUCCUGGAUGAAGUCAUUGUCCUUCCCCCUGGGGAGUGGGAUCCUGCCAUCAGGAUAGAGCCUCCCAAGUCCCUCCCAUCCUCUGACAAAAGGGAAAACAUGUAUGCCGGUGGAGAGAAUGUGCAGAUGAAUGGAGACACUCCAUUACGACGGGGCCGCCGCGGCCAGGGGGCCACGGGCGACUCUGAAGAAUUGCAACGCGACCGGCAAGUGAGUUCUUCGGGUGGCCUAAUCAAAGACGUCGCCCGUUUAAAGGCCUUUCUUUCGCCAGCCGAUUUCUACGACGCGUUCAACAUCCAAGCCCUUUCUGCCAUUCUCUUCAUUUAUCUGGCGACUGCUGACCAACGCCAUCACCUUUGGGGACUGCUCGGUGGAACGGAGAACAUGCAGGGCGUGUUGGAAAGUUUUUUGGGCACCGCUGUGACAGGGGCUGUCUUCUGCUUUCUCGCUGGCCAGCCACUCACAAUCCUGAGCAGCACCGGGCCUGUCUUGGUCUUCGAACGGCUUUUAUUUAACUUCAGCAAAGAAAACGGCUUUGAUUAUCUGGAGUUCCGGCUCUGGAUCGGCCUGUGGUCGGCCUUCCUGUGUCUCAUCCUGGUGGCCACGGACGCCAGCUUCUUGGUCCAGUACUUCACCCGCUUUACGGAAGAAGGGUUUUCUUCCCUGAUCAGCUUCAUCUUCAUCUACGACGCUUUCAAGAAGAUGAUCAAGCUCGCCGAAUACUACCCCAUUAAUUCCCAUUUUAAAGUGGGGGAAGUCACCCUUUAUUCCUGUACCUGCCUGCCGCCAGAUCCAGUUAACAGCUCUUUAUUCAACGUGACUACCACCACAUCAGCAAAUUGGCUUGCAAGUCACUCAGAGGAGAUGCACAAUGGUACAAUUGACUGGGCCUCUCUGACCAAAAAGGAGUGUCUAAAAUACGGGGGCGCCGUCUUGGGAAACAACUGCAAGUAUGUUCCUGACAUCACCCUUAUGUCCUGUAUCCUGUUUUUGGGCACCUACACCUGCUCCAUGGCCUUGAAGAAAUUCAAGACCAGCCGCUAUUUCCCAACCACUGCACGGAAGUUAAUCAGUGACUUUGCCAUCAUCCUUUCUAUUCUGAUAUUCUGUGGGAUCGAUGCCCUGGUAGGUGUGGAUACUCCAAAACUCCUUGUGCCAAGUGAAUUCAAGCCAACGAGUCCCAACAGAGGCUGGUUUGUUCCACCGUUUGGAGGGAACCCCUGGUGGGUGUACCUGGCGGCGGCCAUCCCUGCCUUGCUGGUGACCAUCCUCAUAUUCAUGGACCAACAAAUCACGGCUGUCAUCGUCAACCGGAAAGAGCACAAACUCAAGAAAGGUGCUGGCUAUCAUCUGGAUCUCUUCUGGGUGGCUGUUUUGAUGAUUAUAUGCUCUUUCAUGGGCCUGCCCUGGUACGUUGCUGCUACCGUAAUCUCCAUUGCGCACAUCGACAGCUUGAAGAUGGAGACGGAGACUUCGGCGCCAGGAGAGCAGCCCAAAUUCCUAGGAGUCAGGGAACAGAGAGUGACUGGAGUGCUCGUGUUUAUCCUGACUGGCAUUUCAGUCUUCAUGGCUCCUAUCUUGAAGUUUAUUCCCAUGCCUGUUCUCUACGGAGUGUUUCUAUAUAUGGGCGUCGCGUCCCUUAAUGGAGUGCAGUUCAUGGACCGCCUGAAGCUGCUCCUGAUGCCUCUCAAGCACCAGCCUGACUUUAUCUACCUGCGCCACGUCCCGCUCCGCCGGGUGCAUCUCUUCACUUUCAUCCAGGCAGUGUGCCUGGCUCUCCUUUGGAUCCUCAAGUCGACAGUGGCUGCUAUCAUAUUCCCAGUCAUGAUCCUGGCCCUGGUGGCAGUCCGGAAGGCUAUGGACUACCUCUUCUCCCAGCAUGACCUCAGUUUCCUCGACGACGUCAUUCCAGAGAAAGAUAAGAAGAAGAAAGAAGACGAGAAGAAGAAGAAAAAGAAGAAGGGCAGCUUGGACAGCGACAAUGACGAUGAGAAAAAUCACCAACAUUCCUUGAACGACAUACAUCAUGCUGAUAAUUUUCCUUACCUGCACUCCCACAUGAUGCCAAGCCCUCCACGAACUCCAGUGAAAGUUGUGCCUCAAAUUAGAAUAGAGCUUGACCCUGAAGAUGGCGGAUUUUUCUGGAAGAGCAAGGGAACAGAAACAACUUUGUAACUCGGUGGCUAGUCUUCGGCCGAACUGACUUCUUACUUUUUCGUUGCUGUCGACUUUUCUUGCAUCACUAGCCAAACAUUCAGUUGCUCUCUGCCUAGGAAAAACCGGGACAUAUUGCCCUCUCUUUCACUCUAAGCUUCCUCCCCGUUCCCUCUUCUUUUGGGGGGAGGGGGUAUAUUCUUCUGCUUGCUCCACUUCUCUCUUUCACUCUGACCAAGACAAUUUUCAUUUUGCCUUUUCAGUCACAUGCAUACCUAUACCUCUCUCUCGAGGAGGGGGCAGAAGUAUUAAGGAUAUAUUAUCACAGCUUCGUCCGAUGAGCGCAAAACUGACUGGUUUUUUUUUUAAGCCACAAAUCAGUGUUUUCCUUUCCUUUUUAAAAAUUUUUUUGUUUUCCUCUAGCAGAACAAACUUGACUUCUGACUUAACUGCGCACUCCCCUUAGUUCUCUGUAACUGCAAAACGCUGCUAAUCUUAACACACUCUUAACGUCAGUCACUGCUAAUUUGGGUAAUUUCGAGGAAAGGAGAUGGAACAGUAUAUCCCCGCACAGAAAGAACUGUUUUUUGCCAUCCUGGUAGUGAGUGUGUGGAGUUGGCCCCUCUCCUAUGCAACUUCUAUUCUGUAAUAUUUUAAUGGACUUUUUAUCUGUCAGUUACUUUGACGAGUGUUACUUCCCCCCCCCCAGAUCUUUUUUUCAUUUUAAAUUAUGGGGGCCUAACUUGUGACUUAAUAUUUUUGUCAAUUUUUUAACCUUUUUUAAAAAAUUACUGUAAAGAAAAUGAAUUUUUUUUCCUGCAGCAGGAAAUGUAUAGUUUUGUGUAGUUCUACCUCUAUUUCUAGACGUUGGACUUUCUCUUUUAAAAGGUAAAAGAAUAAGAAGAUUUAAUAAUAAUAAUAAUAAUUGUAUAGUACGGUAUAUAAUGUGAUUUUUACAAAAACAAAAUGCAGAAAAAAAAUACACAAUCUCAAGGGGGUGGCAUAGACCCAAAAUCAGCUAUCUUAACUCUUUACUCUGAAAAUGUCUUACUUCUUUCCUUUUCUUUCUCUCUUCUGUUUUUUACUUGCCCUAAAUAAUCUGAUCACAUGGCGAAAGAAUCGGGGCACGCAUGUAAUGGUCACAUGAUUGGGGGCGGAGUCUGUUUGACACAGCUGGCAUAGUAAGCCCCAUGUUCCUUCUGAAGAGUCACCAAAAUAUAUAGGGAGGGUUUUACAGCAGACAACCAUGUGCUAGUAAUUUUCCAAGGAUUCAUAUCAAAUGAGCAUGUGCAAAGAGCAGCCAUAUAUUAGUGUUGCUUCAUUCCCCAGAUUUACCUUGCUCUUUCGCGCUCUCCCUGUGUGUACAUGGAUGCAGCUGUCCUUGCAGAUUCCAAACCAACUCUGAUACAUAUCUUUCCAGGAUGCACCCUGUUCCUUUGCAGAUGGGAGAGACCACAUGCUCGAACGUUUUCCCUGCAAAAACCUUUGCAAACUAAUCUGUCAGGGGAAAGCAUGCCAGCCAUUUCCUUAGCAUAUCAGUUCUCCAUGGCCAGGGAAUACUUUUUUGUGUGGUGGAAAAAGGAUUUAGAUACGUCAUCUUUUGCUUGUGGUGUACGGCUGUAGAAUCCCAGGAAAGCUGUGCUGUUCAUUCCUCCUGCUGGCUUAAAUCGGCUCUGAAUCAGUGUGUGUGAGCGUCCAGAAUUUUGAACAGAGAGAUAACAGUGAUGCUUUAAAAGGAACAGACAGGAAUGUAUCUCCUGCAGAAAGCUCUUUUGCCAAGCUUGCAAGAGAGCAUUAUAGACAGCAACCACAAUGCAGGAUGUCUCCCGUUUGGUGGUAGUAAGGUACAUGCGCUUGGCUUUUUGCCUCCCACCCCCCAGUGACAACUAAAUGUUCUGCACCAGAUGGAGGCUCUAAAACUGAUGUACUUUAUCCGAGAAGCUUGUGUGUUGUGGGAGCUGGCUUUUGCAGAGAGCCCACAACUCACCCAUUCCAGAGAGACAGGCUGCAGAUGUGUUUGUAUCUGCACUCUGAAACAGCUGUCCUCUAACAGGGCAGGUGUGUGCGAUAAAAGGCUGUGCUCACACCUGUGCCUUCGAGCAGCUGCCUGCAGCGGCAUGGAAGCAGGUUGCUUUGGCACCCGUUCUCACUGCCAGUCCCUCAAGAUUUCCUGCUUAUGAAAUAGUAUGACGUAGAUUGGGUUUUGCAAUGAAUUGGCAGUGGGGCUGGUGCAGGAGGGAAGUUCUUCUCUGCUGGAGCAAACAGUUGUUCAAGAGCGUGAAUGCGAGCAGAUUCCCUUGUUGAAUUUCAGACACAUCUUGUGGUUGAAGUAGAGGUGGAAUGGGCCAUCAAGUCUUGGCCAACCUAUGGUGACUCCAUAAGGUUUUCAAGACCACAGUCAAAUGGAGGUGGUCUACCACUGUCUGUCUCUCCAUAGUAACCCUGGACUUCCUUGGCAGUCUCCCAUCCGAGUACUAACCAAGGUUUCUUGUUCGGGAUUAGGCUAUCCCGGUUCAUUGAUCGUGACCCUGCUUAGCUUCCCAGAUCUGAUGUGAUCGGGUUAGCCUGAGAGCACCUCAGUAUGUUCACCAAAGCAAAAAAAGACUAUGGGAAGCAAGCAGAGAAGGAAACGGAGAAUUUUGAAACAAGAGUAGUUAUUCUGCAGACGGCUCGUCUCUCACGCAGAAGAUGACAGGCGCCGUCCCCGCCUCCCCAAAAUCUCUUGAUAUUCCAUUGUUAGACCAUGUGAUGGGUACUUGAAUUCACAGAGGUGUCAUUAGAUUGUUGAAAAGGACAUUCAGUGCAAUGCUUUGUUGUACAGAUCAUGUUGUGAUGUAGCUUGGGCACAAGAUGAAUAUUUCUAUAAUAAUAAUAAUAAUAAUUUAUACCACUUAACGUUUGAGGGGAGGGGGAACUGAGGGAUGAAAGCCCUGAGAUGUAACAUUUCAAGGUGUUCCUGAGUUAAGUAGCACUUGGCUGCACAAUUUUUAAAAAACUAUCAGCACUAAGGAUGUAUCUACACUGCACUUUUAUUGGGUUUUAUAUCAGUCUACCUGGCGUGGCUUUGUUCCCCCCCUCCCCCCGCCCAUCCAAAGAAUGCUGGGAAUUGUAGUCUGGUGCACAUGUUGAGAAUUCUCUUUGAUGGAUCCCAAUCUUCCCCAUCACAGAACUACAACCCCCAACAUUUCUUGAAGUGAUGGGGUGACUGUAAGAUGAACAGUGUAGAUACUCCCUGAGUUGUAACCUUUGCUUCGCAUCUGGCUUUUGUAAAGAGAUGUGUUGAAAAAGUUUGGCUCUGGGGUGAUAUGAAUAGUGGACUCUCCCAAGGAGCAGAUUCCACUUUUUUUUUAGACUUGGAAACUUGCCAACAGAACAAAGUUGGUCAGGUGAACUGAAUCGGGAAACAGCUGCUUGAAAUAUAACCUUGUGCACUGUGCCCUUUCUUAGACUGCGGGUCAAUGCACAGUAAAAUCUCCAAGAGUACUUAUCUGCUUUCCCCCAACGAUGGAAAAUCCAGAGUAUUUCAAGACUUCUGAAUAUACCAGCCCACCUUUAAUGGGGAGUGGAGAAUAGCAAUUUUUUUGAUUGCAUAAAUCAAUUCUGAUUUAUUCUUAAAGAAAAUUUCAGCGGGUAGCCCUAUUGGUCUUCAAAAGAACAGCUAGGUUUGAGUCCGGUCACAUCUUAGAGACGAACAAAAUUUUCGGGGUAUGAGCCUUCAAAAGUCUAAGCUUUCUUUGUGGCCUCUCCUACUUUCAGACUGAGAUUUAAAGACUCAUGGAUCUCCGUUCCUCUUCUGUCCGACCAAGUGAGCUUUGACUCUCAUGCCGCAGAAAUCUUGCUACUCUCUAAGGGGCCACUGGACUGGACUCUAGCUCUUCCCGAAGAGAGCUUCUGUGCAGCUUGGAAGUUUGCUACUAUACCCAACUCCCAACUGUCUGCAGAUUCCCCAGCAUGGAACAAAUAACAGCUGAUGGGAUCGAAACAGAUCUAGAUCGGGGAAAGGCCAUGAAGGAAAAGACUAAGUGCUUCUCCUUUGGAUGCCGUCUUCCCGGAUCAGUUCAUCCCUCAAGUGUUUUGCAGUUCCAAAGGACCCCGGAGGUGAACUUAAUUUUGGAUCUCUUACCUUGCACUAAGGUUGAUCCUUACCUGUGAUGUGUGAGAUCCUUUGCCUCUUGUGUGCUAUCCAGACCCAUGAUGAUGAUGAUGAUGAUGAUGAUGAUAAUUUAUUCAUAUAUGUAUGAAUGAUGAGAAUCUUUUCUAAAAACCCUACUGGAGGUACAAAUGUACAUAUUCCUAUGGAUUCCCACUAACGAGCCAAGAUACAAAAAUCGAGUCCUUGAAACCGUAAACUGGGGGAUGAGCCAGCUGCCCCUGCUGUUAACGUUAUAAGUUGUUGCUAUGUCGAAAUUAGAACUCGUUGCCGUGUUGCAGAGAUCAGUUACCCUGGAGAAAAUGGCCGUGUUGGAGGAGCAGACUCUAUGGCAGAGGUGGCACUUCAGAUAUUGAUAAACUACCAUUCCCAUCAGCCCCUGCUGCCAUGGCCAAUUGCCCAUGCCAGCAGGGGCUGAUGGGAAUUGAAGUUCAUGAACAUCUAAAGCACCAGAGUUGGAACCUCUUUUCUAUGGCAUUAUAUCUGGCUGAGGUCCCCUGCUCUCCAAACUCUGCUCCCCCUAUGCUCCACCCACAAAAUCUCCAGGAAUUUACAAACCUGGGGCUGGUACUCUUACUCAUCUAAUCGGGAAGUGCUGCCUGCCCCGAGCAUAUGCUACUCCCCGCAUAGCUCCCGAGCACAAAACAAAGAUGAGCAUCCGGUGACGAAUGUCAUCAAAAAGUAUGACAGCUAGGAAAUGAGGGCACUGGCAAAUGCCGAGUCAUGUCUUGCCUCUCUGCUAAGCCGAGCAUGAAAUAGGGUUGCCAAAUCUGGGUUCGGGAACUCCUGGAGAUUUGGAGGUGGAGCCUGAGGAGGACAGGGAACUCAGUGGGGUACAAGGCCAUAGAGUUCACCCUCAAAGUAGCCAUUUUCUCCAGUGGAACUGACGUCUGGAGACGAGCCGUAAUUCCGGGGGAUCCCCAGGACAGGCCUGGAGGGUGGCAUCCCAAGCACGGAACCCUCUCUUGCCCCUGGAGGAAGGCCAUAUUUUCAGCUAUGUUGAGUGGCAGGAACCAAGUCCCUGUUGCCCCAUUGCAGCCCUUCUUGGCAUUUACGGCCUCAAAUUAAACUCUUAGGCCAGUGGUGGCGAGCCUUUGGCACUCCAGAUGUUAUGGACUACAAUUCCCAUCAGCCCCUGCCAGCACGGCCAAUUGGCCAUCACGGUCUUAGGCUAUCAAUUUGUCAGUUCAAAAUAAGCUGGGCUUUCACCACAAAGAUGUAAGGGGUAGAGUGGCCUCUGCACAGAUUGCAUUCAACCGAAACCCGGAAAUCUGCUUUGUGGAGGACUCUCAUCCUUUUCCGUCUUUUGCGGUAGCAGCAAGAAAGAUAAGGUGGGAUGCCGUGGGCCUUUUACGACCUGCAAGUAACCUCGCUGAGGACUAGGGCCUUAAAACGUGGUGUCGUUUAGACCAGCUUCCUAGCCGAUUUCUGCAAAGAGAUUUCCUCUCAGGGCCAAUGUUGAGUGAAGCCUUGAAAGAGCCAGAGAUAACUUUGUCCCAGACCUACAAUGUGAACACAUGAAGCUGCCUUACGCUGAAUAAGACCGUAAGUUCAUCACAGCUUGUAUUGCCUACACAGACCGGCAGCAGCUGUCCGGGAUCUCAGACCGAGGACUUUCACACAUCCCCCUAUUGCCCCACCCUUUUAACUGGACAAGCCAGGGAUCAAACCUGGGAUUUUUUACACACCAACCGGAGGCUCUACCACUGAACUUUCUGUUCUGUGUCCCUCUUUACUUCCUUCCCUUCCGUAGGCUUCCCGAUUACAGUAGGCGUAUGUGAUUUUUAUUUUUGGAAAUCAAGAUGCACUUUCAGAUACUUCUAUUGUUUGGUUGUUGUUGUUAUUAUUAUUUGUUCAUUUUGAAACUCUGUUAAAAUGUCUUGUAUUUGCUUUGGAGGAAUGAUAUAUCAUUUUUAAAAAAACCCCUCAGCUUCUUUAUUUUGAAAUGAAGUAAAUCAACACACAGCAUGGCGAACAGGAUUUUUUGGGGUAAUUCUAAAAAAAAGAUGAAAACAUUUCAAUGUUUUGAAUGAUUCCCCCCCCCCCAGUAAUAUGAAAAAUUAAAACAAGAAAUUCCUUAUGAUAGGGUUUUACAGUUUUAUGAGGCUUUUUAUUGUGACUUUUAUGGAUUCGAGAGAUGAAGAUGAGAUAUUUUAGCAUUUAUAUUUUUCAAAAUUAAAUGUAUACUGAAAAUAAAAAAGUAACUUUAUUCA